AAGGCGCAGGCGAGCGCGGUUUCCUCCUCCUGGGGGAAAGGAGCAUGUUUGGAGUGGCCUGAGUGACUGAGUGACUGGAUCUUGCCGCAUCUGCAAUCUGAUUAUCGCUUAUCGCAUUCAUCUGCAGCUGAUGCCGUUCGACGUCGACAAGUUGCUGGAGAAGGCGAUGGCGUGCCAGCCCCUCGACGAGAUGGCCAUCAGGCUGCUGUGCGAGCGGGUCAAGCGCAUUCUAGCGGAUGAGAGCAAUGUCAAGACCGUGCCGACGCCAGUGACUCUUGUGGGCGACGUGCAUGGGCAGUAUUUCGAUGUGCUGGAGCUGCUCAAGAUUGGCGGCCAGGUGCCCUUCACCAACUACCUCUUCCUCGGUGAGGAAAGACCGACAGCAGGCAUUCUCUGGUCGUGUGUGCAUGUCUGUGUGUGAUUGCGUUGAUCAGGUGACUAUGUGGACAGGGGUUCUCACAGUGUGGAGACCAUCACACUGCUCCUCUGCCUGAAGCUCAGGCACCCGCACCGAAUCACCCUACUCAGAGGUGACGACCAAAGACCAACACUUGCCCAUAGUGGCUUGGUCGGUUGGUCAUGCAGGCAACCACGAGUCCCGGCAGAUAACCCAGGUGUAUGGGUUUUACAACGAGUGUCACCGCAAGUACGGCAACGGGGUGGUGUGGCAGUGCUUCACCGACCUCUUCGACUACCUGCCCAUCGCCGCACUCAUCGACAACACAUACCUGGCCGUGCACGGCGGGCUCAGCCCAUCCAUUCACACACUAGACCAAAUACGGUGGGUGGUUGUUGAGGGGAGAGAGGGUGUGGGGCGUGCAUUCCUCGUUUCAUGGCUGUGCUGUUCCUUUGUUUGCGUCCGUCUGUCAGGAUAUUGGAUCGGUUUACGGAGAUCCCGCACGAGGGGCCGCUGGCAGACUUGAUGUGGAGCGACCCAGACGACGACAAGGAGGGUAAGCAACGGCACACGCACACACACAUACACCACGGACUCACUCACCCGCCGUUUCCUGUGUGCAAAAAUGAAGGUUUUUCGGUGUCGCCCCGCGGUGCCGGCUACGUGUUUGGCAAGGACAUUGCCGCGACGUUCCUGGAGAUCAACGGCAUCGAACAGCUCAUACGGGCCCACCAACUCUGCCAAGAGGGAUACCUGGUGCGUAGGCGACACAUGGACGCACAGGCACUCUACUCGCCAUGGGAGUCCCCUUGUCUUUGAAUUGUGUCAGGUGUCAUUGGGCGGUCGUGUGGUGACGGUGUGGAGUGCCCCCAACUACUGUUAUCGCUUCAACAACGCCGCGUCGUGCCUGGAGAUAUACGAAGAUAGAACCAAGUGAGCACGGCGGACCGACAGAUGAGCUAAUGGACGCAGUGUAUCCCCUUUGCUGGUUGGUCAGGUUCUUCAAUGUGUAUGGCCCAGCUCCAGAGUCUGAGCGCGCGGCACCGCCGCCAGUGGCGCCGGUACGCGUGCAUGAUUGCAUCACACCACCCACCAUGAGCAUCCUUGUGUAUUGCCUUUCAGCAACAGCAGCAACAGCAACAGCAGCAGCAGCAGCAACAACAGCAACAGCAGCAGAGCCAGCAGCAGCAGCAGCAGCAGGCGUCCGGCAGUAACCCAUCGCAGCAAUCGAGCAGCCCCCAGGGGAGCUCUCAGACAAGCCAGUCAUCAUGGCAGACCUCAGCGUCGCCCAGCAGCAGCAGCAGCAGCAGCAGCGGCGGCAGCGGCAGCGGUCCAUCUCAGGGCGGCGGUGGCGGUGGACGGCAGAUGCCCUCGCCCCCCGUGUGCCAGCCGCCGUCCGCGUCGCGUGAGGGCGGUGGAGUGCGGCGAAAGGGCGGCAAUGGUGUGGGAGCGAUGAGGAGGGGGCAGGUGCAGGUGGCCGACGGUGGCGGGGGCGGGAUGGGCGGCACUGCGGUUGGGGUGAGGUACUUCACCUGAUGAGAUGUGAUGGUACGGCAUUCGUGUGUGGCCGGUGGGUGUACAGCGGAGGGGUGGCAGUCGUGUGGUGUCUAUAUGCGUGUGUGCAAGUGGAAGUGAGAGUGAGGUGGGUGUACUUUCUUCAGAUCAGAUCAUCUGUGUCAGAUACAUGUGACCACUGCACAUGGCAGACAGAUCGCCCGUUCGUUGACGCAUUGCGCUUGUCCAGACCGUCCAGGCUGUGGCACACACAGUGCAAUAAGCUCAGCUGUGGUUAUCCAUCUGCGGGCCGGAUUCUCCAUUUCCUCAACGCUCUCUCUCUCUCUGAAAGACAGCAGAGCGCAGAAGCCACCGGUGUGUGCCCUCUGCGCUCUGCUGUCAGUCAGAGAGAGAGAGAGAGAGAGGGGUCGGUUGAGGGAGGAUGCGAUAAGACAGUGUGAGCAGGUCAGACAUACAUACAUGUGAUGCGAAUACGGGCAGAGGUCGUCUGAGUCUCACCCCAUCUCUGAGUCUCACCCUAUCUCUGCCCCUAUUCACAUCACAUGUAUGUAUGUGCUAGGUAUGGACACCAAAGGGUCUGUUUGUCAUUCCUGAUAUCAUCAGAGUAUGUAUGGAAACAGUCAACACCCACAUGCAUUCUCGUCGCGGACAACGACAGGUGUACAUGUCGCGACGGAUGGAGAGACCCAAAAAUCUCGGCCACCCAUGCCAACACAAAAAAAGUCGUUUACACGCAGUCUCG
Molecule: messenger RNA, 2654 nt
Organism: Vitrella brassicaformis
Lineage: Eukaryota; Vitrellaceae
Source: the annotation of a GenBank genome assembly